This is a messenger RNA of Durio zibethinus, 4643 nucleotides long. NCBI's taxonomy places the organism in Eukaryota, Viridiplantae, Streptophyta, Magnoliopsida, Malvales, Malvaceae. The record is from RefSeq and is a predicted model, not a curated record.
UUUCACCCAACCACUCCUAUCAACUACUCCCAUUUAUGAGAAUCCUAAGCAAAAUAUUUGUUGUAUAGUUGGGGUGUAAAGCAUUAGUUCACACAUGCUCAUUCAUAGCAGUGAUUUGUGGACAUAAAAUUUGGCUAGAAUCCAAUUAUAUAUGAAGGAAAAGCUGUGGCUUGAAUGAUUUCUGCUUAUUCAUUCAAGCUGGGGAUUUGAUUCUAAUGUUCCAAGAUUUGGCUGCAAGUUUCAAGGGAACUCUCCAACAGGAAAAAUAAGGGGGGAAUUUGAGGAGUUUGGUAGUUGGUUUAGUGUUGAAAUUCAGGGCGGAAGGUUUUGGAAUUUGGAAAAUGAUACGGCUGUAGCUAAUUUGAGGUCAAACAUAAUGCACUGGAGGCUGCAAUUGCUUAGAGAUCUGUCGUUGCAUUCUUUAAAAGCUUCAAGAUGAAGAAGGAAUUGAGGAAAAACAGAAAGAUAUAUGUGCUUGAUAAUAAAGACGGAAACAAAAAAGAGUUAUUGUUGUAUUGUUGCUUUAGGGGCAGUGGCAUUUUUCGACGCUUUAAUCAUUCUUUUUCCAAUUUGCUAAUUGAAUAAUAUCGAGAUUCGAGUUGAUGAUUAUUGCUUUAGCAAGUUUAUUAAUGGAGAUAGUUGUAUAAGACAAAAGCCCUUUGCAAUUCAUCAAGUUGGAACCAGGAUUAUUACAAAAGAAUGCGUGGUGACCCACCCAUUCUUUACUAACACGAUGGAAACUAUAAUAUAUCCAUUUCUCAAUUACUAAAAAUUCAUCCAAAUUGCUUUCUUUUUGCCCUUUUCCUACUUUCUUUGUCUGUCGACCUGUUUUCCUUGUGUCCAACCAAAAAAUAACCCUCCUUCUGUGACCAAUUUUACCUUUUGUUGCAGGGAUGACUAGAUUUGCCCAAGGCCUAAAGGGCAGCUAUAUAUUAGAUGAGAAACCAAGAGUGUAUGAUUAACUUGGAAGAAUGAAAUUUGGACUUAAAUUUGCCUUUAUAUCUAGAUUUGAAGUAUGACCAUCGUUCAAAUAGUUGUUUUAAUAGUCAUUAACAUACCAAGAUUUUUUGGUAUUAGAUAAUGAAGGUAUUUGAUUGUUGAGAAAAAGCCCAUGGUUCUUGAUAAGCUUCUUCAGAAUUUGCAGCCUCACUAAAUUUGACUUUGCUCUCUCUGUCCCUUUCUAGAUGCUCAAAACGUCCAAAAGAGGAUUCUGUAAUGAACACGGCUUGAAAGAGGGAGCCAGGAAAGACUAGGUGACAGAUGGAUAUAAUUUCAUGGUUUUCAAAGAAAGCCUCUAGUCAAAGGAGAGAUGAGUUACUUUUUUUCCUUCUCCUUCAACCACCCUUAUUGAUUAAUCCUUCUGCUUUCCCCCUUUUUGACUUUUGCAUUAUCAGCAGUGGCUGCUAGACAACUCCUUCGGUAUUUUUGCAGCCUCACCUGUAAAGUAAGCCCAACUAUUUGUAGUUUUCUACUAUCAAUAGACAACUUCCACAGUUAUUGAACAUAGCUGCAUCAGCAUUGGUUACUAUUUGUAGUUUUGGAACUCGCGGGAGCACAAGUUCCCCAAGUGUUUGAUCCUUUAUUUGUCCAAAUAAUAUGCGUACGAUACAUGUUUUCUUAACUUUCAAAGGUCAUACGUACAUUUAUUGAUUGUACAUUGUCCAUUAUUGAAUAGAAAUUAUGAAUUUUACAUUCCUUCUCCUUCACUCUCGUUUAUUGUUAUCCUCUAUGAUUUAUACAGUUAAAUGAAUAUUGUGUUCAUAUGUAAUCAAAUUCAUUUACGAAGAGAUGGCUCCUUUUAGAACAAAAUUUGGAGACGCAUUUUUCAUAUUUUGAUGAUGAUAAACCAAGAUUCAUCAUGAUUUAAAUGCACAUGUGGCAGAACUGCCAUUGAAAAGUGAAUAAGGGGAAAUGCUGGAAAUUGGUGGCAAAGGGGAAUGAUUUGUCCGAAAGGGCAUUUGUUGAUCAAGAAAAGUCCAAAACAAGCCCAGUUCUGAAAAAGGGGGAGGAUGGUGAUUCUCCCUCUGGACCAUGUCAAAUUGGCAUCCAAUGAACUUCCAGCUACAAUCACAUGGGCUCCUGACCACAAUAGUUGCAUGCACACUGAUCAAAAUCUAUUUCCCAAGUUUCUUCAGGUUGCCACCUCUCUUUAUUUGAAUGAAAAGCAAACCAGGAACAGCUGAAUAAAGCUGAGAUCACCGCAAAGUAGAUUCUUGCUUUAAGUGCUUUCACUAUUUAACCUUGUGUUUCUUCUUCACCUUUUAUUUCAAUUUAAAAUGGGAGGGUUAGGUACCUUACUCAAGAUCUUUUAAUGGGAUAUGCAAUCAAGGUAUCUUGAUACUUUAGUGCUUGAUUAGGUUAAUCUAUAAUAAAUUAGUCCUAAUACCAACCUAUCAAAUUUAGGAGUAGUACAAUUUUUUCUUUUGAUGAAUAUCAAUCACACACACAAUUCAAUCCCAUUCAACGAUGACAGUACUCCAUUUAGUUGGAAUCCAUUCUAAUUUUUAGAGCUUGUAUUUUAAGUCUUUUAAGUUAUGGCUAGAAUGACAACAUCAUGGUCAAGUAGAGAGCUCACAACAAAAAUUAUAAGAACGACCAUUGAGUAACCUUUGCUAGAAGGUGAAGAUAGCGACGAGUUAUUGACUUAAAAGGCUGGCUUUUUUCUCACGAGGACCUUCCUUCCUCUCCUCUUUGUCUCCCCUUUUUAUACGUUGCAACAAAACUCUCCGCACUCCUUAUAAUAGACGUUGAAUUAGAUUAGACAAUAGAGGUAGAGAAAAGAUAGCUAGAGAAAGAAAUCAUGGGAUCCGAGGCAGAGAAAGAGUCGAGCUACAAACCAAAGCUACUGCUGUUUUCAGCUUCACAUGCACACAUGCAGUCACCAGAAAGAUCAGGGAUGUUAACCCCGCCAUUACACGCCUCCGCCUCGGUCCCAUUUCGCUGGGAAGAGGAACCAGGAAAACCCAAACCGUGUACAACACUCACCACUUUUUCUAACCCAAAUGACUUUGCUCAAAAGUGCCUGGAACUGCCUCCGAGGUUACUACAGGAUGCCAAGAUCACCAAGCUGCCCUCACCCACCACAGUCUUGGAAGGUCCUUACAUGGGCAGGGCUAGAUUUCAUUCUUCUUCUUUCAGAAUGGGAAGUGAGUGUUAUGGAUCAUUUCGUGCUGGCAGUUGUAGUCCUGAGAUGGUGCAGUUUGGUACUAUGGUUCUUAGUAAGAGAAGGUACAGAGAAAAAGGGUUUCUUGGUUCUUGGAGGAGAAGGGCCUUCAAGGCUAGAAGAGAAGUUGGUGGGAAUAGUCAUGUCUUUCCAUCUUCUGGGGAUAGAGAUAGUGAAUGCUGCAGAGAAGGAGACGAAAGCAGUAGUACCAGUGUUAGGAUCACAAGAAUUAGAAGGAACGGCAGCUUUCCCAGUCUCUCACAUUCCAAGUCCCACUUCUGGGCAAGUAUCUAUGAAGGCUUAAAGCAAGUGGUUCCAUGGAGUAAAAGGGAAAAGAAGGAUGGAUUUAUGGGCUAACUUUUUCAGGCACUCUACGAUACGAACAGUUGAUUAAUUGCCCGCAGGCCGCAUUGUUCCAAUCCAUUUUUAGCCGGUUGAUACUUUCCUGUGAACGAAAAUGACUAAUCAAAUGUAAUAUAUAUAUAUAUAGCAAGACGAUGGCUAUCACUACUUUGUUUCUUCUCUAGUUGUGGGGCUGUAUUCAGCCAAGUAUUUUUGGAUGGGUCUAUAUGGCUAUGGCUGCAUUCUUAAUCUUUUGCAUGUAAAUCAAUGUGAAAGUUUUCAGACUUUGUUGGCCUGGAUAUAUAGCUGCAAUAAAUGUAUCAACAGGCCAUCAUACCACGGUCGGUGGGACGUGAGAAAGUUUUUAAGGAUGUGAAAUUUAUGGUUUAGCUUUUUCGAUUGCGACUGGAUAAUGUAACACUCUACUAUACUGUAUCAUACCAAUCUUUACCAUUUACGAAUUACUACUAUCAUCAUUGCCUACUGUUCUUUCGGCUUCUUUGUCUUUAUGUUGCGACAGAAAACCCACUCAAGCAGCAUUUUAGGCACAAUUAUGUUUACGGUUGGGGAAUCCGGCAGCCGGGGGUGUUAUAGGACAGGACGUGGCUCCUCCCAGGAGUUGAAGUUCCCCUACUACUUCAGAAACCGGAGGAUUUGUAGUUUGACUCACUCAACUACUAGUCUACUGCUUUGAACCAUUUUAUACUACCCAUAGCGUUUUCGGUGCACCAAUACAGAGAACAGGUUUUCAAGCUGCUCUUAACCACCUGGAACUCAAUAAGAAGCCAACCCGAAGUUCAUUUAGGUGGGGUGGGUCUUUCCAUUGAAGUAGUAUCAUUCUUAUGGAAUUCAUGUCCUGCUCCCUUAUCCAAGAUGACUCCUCCAUGUCUUUUUUAACUCCAUUUAUUGGUCUGAAUAAGAUUUAACUUAUUUGAAAAUCACUUGAAAGGACGAAGAGUUAAUAAAAACGUGCACCUACAUUUGCGAGACUAACAACACAUUUAAUACUAGCACUUUAUUGAUUGUAGCCUAUAACCAGAUAUCAGGAAGGCAUUGACAACAAAGUAUGAGGUUGCCAUCGCCCAUGUCAUAGUUAGGCCUUCAAAUAUCCUACAGAUUUGGAAAAAAAAAAAAAUCU